UUGCUACGUCAUAUUAAUUUAUGACGUCAGAUAGUGGAAAAUAGGAUGUGAUAAAAAAAAAGAUCAUUAACGGUGUACACAGUACGUUGUGGUUACUAAAAUGCAAGACAGCAACAUCUUAUAUAGGUAUACCCCACAAAACGUUAUCAGCUUGGAGAAGACAAGUUGACUCCAGGGUUUGUCAAACAGCUAGAACAGUAUUACUCGCGGUCUGGGACAACCGACAAAGCUCUGUGUUUGGAGCUGAUAUCGACUCUCAAGUUAAAAGAUCAAAUACAAACUCCACACUACAACAAUAAGUACAGACCGAGAACCGCUAUGCCUUCUCUAGGUGGUACGUGUCACCCGUCAAGUGACAUAUGUAACCCGUAUUGCACGACCUACAAGAGUGAGUACUACCCUAGGAAACACGGAUCAACCACUGGGUUCAGACCGUUGACGUCACAAGGAUUCACGAACACUUUCAAUUUGUGCGACCCACUUGAGAGCACGACGUACGCGCGUGAGUACGGCCGGAAGCCACAGUGCCGAUCAGACCCUUUCCGUACUGGAACUGCCUCGGGGUGCAGGGCCAACAAGCCCCACCCACCUCAGUCCUUCAUGGUUUGGCGUUUCCCGUCCAACUCGAAAGUUCCCGACGAGAACCGCGUUAGUGAGGAGCUGAUGAACGAGAAGAUCAACCAGAUCCACAAGAGAAUGUGUUCGUCCACCUACAAGAACGACUACCUCGGCAUACCACAAGGAUUCCAGGUGCACAGUGCCUUCAACAACCCGCCGGAUUAUCGAGACUGCGCCCCGUACUCGCUGAACACCAGCCAGCGAUACUCAUACCAGGGAACGACCCAGGUCCCGACUCUACAAGCCCCCACCACCCGAUAUGGUAGCAAUAAGAACAAACAUAUAUACCCUACCGGCUUAAUUCCUACGUCAAACGACAUCGUGAACCAGAUGAAGAAGAACACGACUUACGAUCACCACUACAACGACAAGGCGUGUGACGUAGUGCGACAGAUCCGAGAACGAGGCCAGAGGCUUGAGGCGGAGGCGUGGAAGAAGUUCGAGGACACGGUCCAGAUGAGAAUCGAGGGUCAGAGGUGCGCGGCCCUGGCGGCCAAACACGACGACGAAGAAUCACCAAUAGUAGGCAUGCGUCCUGGGAAAUGCCGCCCAACCUGCCCUAAAACCGCGAGGUCACUGUCACGUGCACGGCCAAUGGUCCCCGAAUGCACAGAGUACACAGACUUCGUCUCACGUGUAGCACCACCUAACGCUGUAGACUGCACCGCUUCCCCGGGCUGUGUUGCGCAGACGACGCCGUGCGUUUCGGAUGACACGUCGUACGAACUGCGCACUGGCUACUCCCCAGCAGCUCCCAAUAACUCCCCUUUGAAUCACACUUAACUUGAUGCACUGCUUUUAACAUAAUAACAAUUCUUCUUCUUGCCUUUGUGUGUGUGUGUUAUUAGUCAUUUUUUGUAUUGACCUGUACAUGUGUUGUACAAUUUGCUUAUGUAGCUUUAAUGUCUUACCCUUGAAGAUGAAAGCAAUGUUAUGUAUUAUGUAAAUAAUGUAGCACUCGCUAUUAUUAAUGUAAAAAGCACAAAAUGAACUGUAUUAUAAUAAUCUGCUUUAUAAGGCAAUAUUGUUCUAUGGACUUAGUAUAAGACAUAUUUUUUUCUUGUUUUAAAUAUUUAAAAAACCCAGAACGUUAUAAUAUAUAUUCUGAAUAUAAUUGUGAACAUGUUUCUAUUUUAUCUAUAUUUAUUAUUUGCAUUUCUUGUGAUAUUUAUGUCUGUUUGUUAUACAGUGUGUGUGCGUGAGCGCGCGCGCGCGCGCGUGUGUGUGUAUGUGCGUGCGUGUGUGUGUGUGUGCGUGCGUGUGUGUGUAACUUGUUUUUGCUGGAUUUAAGUUUUUAACCAAUAUUAUUAUAUGUGGUUAACAUAACUAACUGGUUUCGUUUUUUCCAUAAGAAUGUAUGUAGAGAACACUACGUUUUGCCACGAGGCGGAACAGACAUUGCUAUCUGUUAUGUAUUAUGGUUCUAAUUACGUUUUGAUUCAUAAGACUACUCUUCGUGUCUUGUAAGCUUUCAUUAGUAUAAUCAUUUGUUGGCAUCUUUUAGACAUCUAACAUGUUGAAUGGAUUUUUUUUUUUUUUUAAUUUAUAUAUAUAUAUAUUUUUGCCUGUACCAUAGUAAUAAUAUACCAUGCAUGUGCUAUAAAAUCUAACACUAAACACAGACGAUUCUGAGAGUAUGCAUGUAUUCCCAUCCCGCAUCCCCCCCCCCCCCCCCCCCCCCCCCCAUAUAACGGACACGAGAUAGGCCAUCUUACACCGACUUCUGUCUUAUGUUGUUACUGAUUCGGUGCUGGGGUGUCGAUAAACAUUAAUUCGUCCUGGUCCAUUGCGUUGACUGCCACCAGAAACGAGGAACGACAACACCGUUAGAAUAUCCAAGGUCCUAAUUCUUCGCCAGACAAAACCCAAAGAAUCUUUUGAAAUCUGAGUAGCCUGUCAUUGUGUAUGACAAAUCGUCCCAGACUGCACUUGAUAAUAGGGACGUCUUCUGACAUGCAUACAUCGACACCAGCCAUGACGAGUUGGGGGCGGGGAGGUUGUAAAACACGCCCAAUAUAGCACUGUAUUAAAACCAUUAAUGAAAAUGAUGCCUUAAGUUCAGCCAGCGAACGUUUCGCUAACGUUCGCGAACUAUUUGAUUGGUUCCCGAAGUGGCCAUUUGGUUUAACGCGAAGCGCAUAAACCAGUCUUGCGGGCUUUUUUCUGCUCGGUCUGGCUGAACGAAAUCAUGGUGUCUACCUAAUAUAUUAGCAUUCACAUUUGUAAAGAAAGAAAGAAAAAAAAGGGAUAAGUGGACAUUAAGUUAAUUUUACCAACCAUAUUAUUAUUUUCUUUUAAAUGCACUGGAAACAGAGAGUCUGCUUUAAAUGUUGUUAUUGAUGUCUUCUUUUCUAUACACCAAAAGCUAAAGUCACGAGCAGAAAAGAAGACGCUGCACGUGCUUCAGGUUCAGCGAAGGGAAAUAACUCGUUCUGCCCUAUUCCACACGUGCAGUUACCUUCCGGGGAGAACUCUGCAAAAUUGAUGAGGAUCUCUGAAUGGCCAGGGCCACUCGGACCCUGGUGAAAACUGCCAGUAUUUUGACUCUGUGCCUUCUUGGGGGCGGGCGUGUGUAUGGACGACCCUAUGGUGUGCUUUCUGUUUAUUUGAUAAUUAUAUUAUGUAGAAGUUUACUUGCUCAGCUCAAAACAGGUACUAGUCACAUUGUGUGUGCGUGUGUUUUCUGUCUAGCUUCAGGCCAGAUUUCACGUUGUCGGGUAAAGCUCGAUUCGCGGUUCAAAUUCAGUUUGAGAUCGAUCAGUUGAACGUUUCACGUUAAUGAUUCAUUCAGUCUUAAUAUUUGCUCGAAAUAUGCUUGAACUGAAUGAUUUUGCAUAUGAAAUUGUUUCUUACAUGAUCGAAGGUUCAUUGUGAACCGAGUUUAUCUGAGCCGCUUAGUUCAAGAUGUAUUUAUAACAACCUCUUACAUUUGAACCGCCGACGAGAAAUCGGGUCGUCGUAUUACGCCUAUAAUAUUUUAUAGUUAAAUAUAUUUGUACAUCCAUGACCAUUAUUGUUUUCUGUGUAAAUAAUUUUAUAUCUGUUUCUGAUACAUUUUUCAUUAUGUAAAACUCUUUUAUAUUUUUUAUGAGGUAGUUUUAAAUUUAUUUACAAAUAUAUUCUUAGAUGAAGUAUUUAUUACUCCAGGUACAUACAUUCCAGUAAUAUAUAUAUAUAUUAAAAUGAAAAUAUUAUUUUUACAUAGAUCCAUAUCUGUGAUAUUGUAAGAAACAUGUUCCCAGUAAAUUAUAAUAAUAUA
Gigantopelta aegis is the source of this 3877-nucleotide messenger RNA. RefSeq lists its product as uncharacterized. The transcript has 8 exons. Lineage: Eukaryota; Metazoa; Mollusca; Gastropoda; Neomphalida; Peltospiridae. Bases 319 to 1401 code for a protein of 360 amino acids. The record is from RefSeq and is a predicted model, not a curated record. Gene Ontology annotation, cellular component: cytoplasm.